Messenger RNA from Solea senegalensis (Senegalese sole), 708 nucleotides. Its product is annotated as peripheral plasma membrane protein CASK-like. The transcript has 6 exons. The record is from RefSeq and is a predicted model, not a curated record. Gene Ontology annotation, biological process: protein phosphorylation. NCBI's taxonomy places the organism in Eukaryota, Metazoa, Chordata, Actinopteri, Pleuronectiformes, Soleidae. The annotation marks the transcript as partial. Gene Ontology annotation, molecular function: ATP binding; calcium/calmodulin-dependent protein kinase activity; calmodulin binding. Gene Ontology annotation, cellular component: neuron projection; cytoplasm.
AGAGAGAGAGUCCCUCUUUCAUUAGCGAAAGAGAAAACAAGCAAACAGGAACUCACCCGUCUGUCUUGGUCUUCUCGUCCUCAGCCUCACUGUGUCCUGCUGGCGUCCAAAGAAAACUCGGCCCCGGUGAAGCUGGGCGGCUUCGGAGUCGCCAUCCAGCUCGGAGAGUCAGGACUGGUGGCAGGAGGUCGCGUGGGCACGCCUCACUUCAUGGCUCCAGAGGUGGUGAAGCGAGAGCCGUACGGUAAGCCUGUGGAUGUUUGGGGCUGUGGCGUCAUCCUCUUCAUCCUCCUCUCAGGCUGUCUGCCCUUCUACGGCACCAAGGAGCGACUGUUUGAAGGCGUCUGUAAAGGCAAAUACAAGAUGAAUCCACGUCAGUGGAGCCAGAUCUCAGAAAGUGCCAAAGACCUGGUAAGACGUAUGCUGAUGCUGGACCCUGCAGAGAGGAUCACAGUCUACGAGGCUCUGAAUCAUCCCUGGCUCAAGGAGAGAGACAGAUACUCCUACAAGAUCCACCUGCCAGAGACUGUGGAGCAACUGAGGAAGUUCAAUGCACGCAGGAAGCUGAAGGUACACAAGACGUCCUCCCAUGGCGACGCGAGCGCAGCUGUGAAACAUCUGGAAUGUGUGCUGGAGGAGAUCUCCUGCUACCCCGAGAACCACGAAGCUAAAGAACUCAGGAGGAUCCUGACACAGCCACACUUCAUG